Molecule: messenger RNA, 901 nt
Organism: Pseudomassariella vexata
Lineage: Eukaryota; Fungi; Ascomycota; Sordariomycetes; Amphisphaeriales; Pseudomassariaceae
Product: YkoF-like protein
Exons: 4
Coding region: 193-630 (145 amino acids)
Cellular component (GO): cytosol
Source: RefSeq, a predicted model, not a curated record
CCUUGUUGCUGCCUUUUGCAAAAUUUGCAAACAACCUGGAAGCACAACAACUGUGUGUACUUUCUUUUUCUGGCCACACGUUAUUGUUCCGGCACUUUCCGUCUAGACCCAUUAUGUAACUCAAUUGCUGCCAUUCAACUCCGCAAUAUUCUUGAAGCUGGAUCAACAUCUCACAGGAAGUUAAGACGUCAAAUGAUUCGUCCGAACACAGCAGUGUCCGCGUUCAGCCAAGUAGCAAGACGAACCAAGUUUAUCAAUAUCGCCCCCAUCACUUCCAAAUCAAGCAAGAUGGAUUACAGCACCAUCGCCACACCCGAGCGUUGCUAUGCUGACUUUUGUCUGAUUCCCGUCGGCACGGCCAAUGUCUCGGUAGCCGCCGAGGUGGCCGAGGUACAGAAGCUGCUCAAGGCUAGUGGCAUCAUGUACACGAUGCAUUCGGCGGGUACGACGGUUGAGGGGUCCUGGGAUGAGGUCUUCAAAGUUAUUGGACAAGCGCAUAGUCUUGUCCACGAGAAGGGGGUUUUGAGGGUCCAGUCGUCCAUGAGGGUUGGCACGAGAACGGAUAAAAAACAGUCUGCACAGGAUAAGGUGAAGAGGGUGGAGGAUUUGCUGGCUAAGGAUAGUUCGUAGUUCGUAGGGACAAGGGGCUCAACUGUGGCGGUCCCGGGACGGUGAAGAGAGCGACCAAGCCAGAGCGAUCCGUAUCUGCUACACCUUGAAGUAACCUCAUGACAGACCGGAAGGUCUUGAAUAUCAGUCGCUAAGCAAUUGUGCAUAAUCAGUUGUGAUGGCAGGCCAUAUGCGAAGGCAUUGGUAAAUGUAAGGGCUGCCACAGGCAUGUACUGAGGUAUAUGAGUAUACAAAGUAGAUAUAACAUAAUGGAGACACGGCAUUGAGCCAG